AUGACAAUCCGAAAGAUUCCAUUCCUGCCACGUCAUCGUGCUGUCUACCUACUGUUGCUUGUUCUCCAAGCCACAAGCCAACCUCAGCCUCGAACCAUCGAUCCAAAUGGUCGGCAAGUAAGACCAAACCAGGUACCAGCGGUAAUCAUUGGGAUGCUUAUGUUCACGCUCUUAUUCAGCAUGCUCGCUUGCUGCGUUUGCUAUAAAUACACAAGCACAUCUCCUCCUGGAACAAGCUCUGACACCGACGAUGGAGUUCAUGUACCGCGGACGAGAAGGACAAGCCGUGGACUUGAAAAGGAUGUCGUAAAGUCGUUUCCGUCUUUUCUUUACUCACAAGUAAAAGGGCUAAAGAUCGGCAAAGGUGGCGUGGAAUGUGCCAUUUGCUUGAACGAGUUUGAGGACGAUGAAACGUUGCGUUUGAUGCCUCCUUGUAGCCAUGCAUUUCAUGCUGACUGCAUCGACGUCUGGCUCUCUUCUCGCUCCACUUGUCCCGUUUGCCGCGCCAAUCUUGCUCCCAAACCGGGAAGUGAUGAUCAGAGCUUUCCAUAUCCAUUUAUACGUCCACAUACCAAUCAAGAAAUGGAUCUCGAAACGGGAAACACGCGAAGAAGUGUAUUAGAAUCUCCAGACAUACGUUUGCUAGAUAGAUUGACAUGGAGCAAUAACAACGGAGCCAAUAGACCGCCUCGAUCGAGGUCCACAGGGUCAUCAAACUGGCGAAUAAGGGAGAUAUUAUUCCCAAGAUCUCAUUCGACGGGUCAUUCUCUGGUCCCAUUAGGAGAGAAUCUAGACAGAUUCACAUUGCAGUUACCAGAAGAGGUAAGGAGACAAUUGAGCCAAAGGACGUUACCACAAGCCAGGAGUUCAAGACGAGGCUAUAGGAGCGGUAGCGUUGGGAGCGAGAGGAGAGGUUUUCCUUAUGGACGCCGAUAUAGUCGACGGACCAUUUCUCUUUCUUUCUCUUUUUCUUUCCAGGCUGCCUCUCUUCAGUCAGCAAAAGGUAAGGAGAAAGAGUUUGGAGAAGGGUCACGUGACCGCCUUAGGUGA
Microthlaspi erraticum is the source of this 1050-nucleotide messenger RNA. The record is from the annotation of a GenBank genome assembly. NCBI's taxonomy places the organism in Eukaryota, Viridiplantae, Streptophyta, Magnoliopsida, Brassicales, Brassicaceae.